AUGGGCUCGAGUGCCGGGCAGAUAGUAUACGAGGCAGGAGACCCCGACGAGGAACAGGAAAAACAGGAACACGAGGUCGAACAUCAGCAGGGAGUUCAAGAGGAUGAACAUGAUAGGAGCCAAUGGAGAAAUCACAAAAGAACCGUUCAGAUAAGUCACGUUCACCUUGACGGACUUUCGGGUGUCUAUAAAAGAGACGUGCACCUCCUCGAUGGCACAGUCACAGUUACAGCCGAAUCGUUCGAAAUGUUUCCUUCGAUUGUUAGUAUCCUCUUCGUGGCCCUGGCCCUGCUUCAAGUCUCCUCUGCUGUCGAUAUUUCCAAGUACAAGAAUAUUCGAUUGGAAUUCACCAGCAGUGACGGCGUAACACAAACGAAAUUGGGUGACGAUCGUGGAGCAGGCUUCAUUGGAGACUUUAGUGCCGGUCAACGUUACUCGGAUGAAAUUAUUUUCCGUCGAGUUGUGGAAUUUGAAAAUCCAACCAAUAUGGUUCAAAGCACAACUUUGAAUCUAAGCGUUUCUAAUGCAAUCAUCCACUACGUGAGUGCAAGAAACGCGGUUGGAAGUUACGCAGUGGUGUGCAACGAAUCAAACAGUUUAGGAUCAUCAAAGGGUAGCAUCACUCUUCGAGUGCCACCAAAUUCAACGUCUUCGUUAACUUUACUGAUUGCAGCACAUAGUCAGUUACGUAUGAUAUAGACUAUUUCUGAAUUGAGCUUGAUUCCGAACAAUCCUGCCAUGUCUACGAACUUAUAUAGUAUUUCUUUUUUGCUAUUAAAAUAUACAAGGGUGUUUUAAAAUAUUAUAAGAUGUAGGAUUUAAGUAAUAUGUUAAUGUAAAAUAUUGGAAUAAAAAAAAUUUUGAACAAAUGCAGUAUUAUCUAA
Molecule: messenger RNA, 884 nt
Organism: Osmia bicornis bicornis
Lineage: Eukaryota; Metazoa; Arthropoda; Insecta; Hymenoptera; Megachilidae
Source: RefSeq, a predicted model, not a curated record